Leishmania major strain Friedlin is the source of this 1761-nucleotide messenger RNA. Its product is annotated as phosphoprotein phosphatase-like protein. Gene Ontology annotation, biological process: peptidyl-serine dephosphorylation; mitotic cell cycle. The transcript has a single exon. The coding region runs from base 1 to 1761 and encodes 586 amino acids. Gene Ontology annotation, molecular function: protein serine/threonine phosphatase activity. Lineage: Eukaryota; Euglenozoa; Kinetoplastea; Trypanosomatida; Trypanosomatidae. The record is from RefSeq and is a predicted model, not a curated record. Gene Ontology annotation, cellular component: cytosol.
AUGGAAACGUCUCUACCGCUCGCCAUCUCGCACCAGACUAAAGAGGAAGGCGACUCGGUAAGCAGCGUGCACGUCUUGCGUCCCGCGUGCUUCGAGGCCUCGGCCAUUACCUCCGGCGCUCGCGGCACAAUCGCGGCAGGGAAAGGCAGCAGCAACACCAAUGUCGACGCAUCCCCCAAUGUCGCUCGUGUCGUGACAGGGAGCGUGGAGUACUACCUGACCGACUGUAGCCCCCACAUCCAGGGCAUCCAUUCUCCUGUCUUGCCGACAUACAGCAGCAACAAGCCCGCGACUAGCGCCUGCGCCACCCCUAGUGGUUGUCUCGUGGUACCGGUGCCUGGUGCACCGCAGGAAGCUAUACCCACGGUGAACUCGCCGUCGGUGCCGACCGUCAGUGCCAACGGCCGUCUCAAGGUCUCGAGCCGCCUUGGCAACAUCAGCACUGGUCCAUGCCACGUUGAUGCCGCCGGCUCGUGGGCCGCCUCCAACUGCCUCCUGAAGACGUUAGACAACUCCGGCAACGGGAUCUCUCCACUCUUGCUCGCACCUGGGAACAGCCCCCACGACUGCGGCGCCGACCCCCGGCUGCUCAUCUCGGAGAGCUCGUCGACAAUCGCUGACGAGCUCGAGAACGAUAAGCCGCCUCUCUCCAGCACCGGCAAGGGGAGUGAAGCGAAGCGCUUCUUCGGCGCGACGCCACGCAGCGGAGAGUUCUCGCCGCUGAUCGAGUGGCUGCUGCGCCGUGGCGAGCGCGGUGACGUCGGUGCCCCGACGGCAUCGCAGAAAGACGGCGACGAGUACACGCAGGCGAGCUUCUUCAACGAGGACUACAUCAUGAAUUUGUGCGCUGCGGCGACGGCGGUGCUGGGGAAGGAGCCAGCGCUGCUGGAUCUGGAGGUGGUAGCGCACGACACGCUGGUGGUGGUGGGCGACAUCCACGGCCAGUUCCAGGACCUCUACACGAGCGUGCUCUGCCAGCAGUACGACCGGCGCCGUUGCAACCCCGAGGGACGCGACUGCCGCUUCCUGUUCAUGGGUGACUACGUGGACCGUGGCCCGCACAGCCUGGAGGUGGUGCUGCUGCUGCUGGCACUGAAGGUGGAAUAUCCGACGCUAGUGUACCUGACGCGUGGCAACCACGAGGAGGAGAAGACGUCGCGCGUGUACGGCUUCUUGACGGAGGCGACGUCGUCGCUCGGCGCCGCGGCCGGGACGGCGGUGUGGAGUGCCGUGAACAAGGUGUUCCUCGACCUGCCGCUGGCUGCAAUUGUGCAGACACUGUACAUGCGCUUCUUUGUGACCCACGGCGGCCUCUCGCCGGGCUUGCAAAAUGUGGAGGAUGUCGCGAGCAUUGAUCGCCACGCGUAUGGCACCGGGGAUCUGUCGAAGGAGGCGCACGAUAUUGUAGAUGGCCUUCUCUGGUCCGACCCGUGCAUCAGCACGGGCUUAUUCUCUGUUAGCUCGCGAGGGUGCGGGUGGGACUUUGGCCCUGCUGCGUCGAGCGACUUCUGCAGCAGAAACAAGCUCAAUUUUAUUUGCCGCGCGCACCAGGUAGCGAUGGAUGGGUACUUCUGGACGCACAACGACCGCGUCGUGACGGUCUUUUCCGCACCGAACUACUGCGACAUCAACAAUAACCGUGGUGCCGUCAUGGUAGUGUCUGGAGAGGCGAACAAGCCGUCCUUUGAACAGUACGACUGCUGCGAUGAGAGGGACUGGCCGUGUCUGGACUCGUGCUUUCCACACGCCUCUUUCUUCUAG